Heterocephalus glaber (naked mole-rat) is the source of this 2346-nucleotide messenger RNA. RefSeq names its product CRELD disulfide isomerase 1 (gene Creld1). The record is from RefSeq and is a predicted model, not a curated record. NCBI's taxonomy places the organism in Eukaryota, Metazoa, Chordata, Mammalia, Rodentia, Bathyergidae. Gene Ontology annotation, molecular function: calcium ion binding.
GGCGCUGUGGGAGGUUGUACGUUUUGCGCAAGAGGUGGUGGCAGCGGCGUUGAGGAGACGGCAGACUGCGCCCGGGGCUUGGGGCGGGCCUGUUUUCCUCCCCCUUGGUCUGAGUGGGUCUGGACACUCCCCUCCCGGCUCCUGGGCCUUGCCUUUGUUGUCUGUGAGGCUCGGAAUUUGACCCCUUCUCUUCACAUCCGGAUCCGCGCUUCUCCUACACCGUGUUUCCGGACUCCUCCCCCGAGAACGCCCAUCCGGUCUCUUCGCUCCUAAUUUUUGGAAUCUGAUCCCCUCUCCCAAAUUCUGCUGAUCUAGCUCCUGAUAACUUACUGAGACUCUAAAACAAUGGGCUGACUCUUGCCCCAUUGCCAAGGAUCCAGGCCACCUCCCCCACGGUAACGGGGAUAACUUCUUUUCUUGUAGAAAAGGAUUGUAGAUCCUUUUCCCACCUGAUGCCGCCCUUCCAGUGACCCCGUUUUCCUCCUUUACUGGUACAAACGCGGGUCUGGGCUCCCCUUUCUUAUCUAGAGCCUGGCUCCAGUGAGCCCUGCCCACACACUAUCUGCAGGUCCCCAGCCUGGGAAAAGAUGGCCCCACAACCCCCGAGGGUCCUGGUUUCAGCCUUGCUCUGGGCCUUGAACCUCUUCCUCAGCCUCCCAGGCCCUGUGUGUCUCCAGGCCUUUCCACCGCCCCAUUCUCCUCCUCCACCCGAGCCCCAUCCUUGCCAUACGUGCCGGGCGCUGGUGGACAGCUUCUACAAGGUGGGUGCAUCGGCGCCUCGAGGGAGGGGCCCGGCUGAGCGUCUGCUUGAGGGCCUGGAGAGAACCAUCCGGGACAACUUUGGAGGUGGAAAUACUGCUUGGGAGGAAGAGAAAUUAUCCAAAUAUAAAGACAGUGAGACUCGCCUGGUAGAGGUGCUGGAAGGCGUGUGCAGCAAGUCGGACUUCGAGUGCCACCGCCUGCUGGAGCUGAGUGAGGAACUGGUGGAGAGCUGGUGGUUUCACAAGCAGCAGGAAGCACCAGACCUUUUCCAGUGGCUCUGCUCAGACUCUCUGAAGCUCUGCUGCCCUGCUGGCACCUUCGGACCCUCCUGCCUUCCCUGUCCGGGGGGCAUGGAGAGACCCUGCGGUGGCUACGGGCAGUGCCAAGGGGAAGGUACUCGAGGGGGCAGUGGGCACUGUGACUGCCAAGACGGCUACGGGGGCGAGGCCUGUGGCCAGUGUGGCCUUGGUUACUUUGAGGCGGAGCGCAACACCAGCCAUCUGGUAUGUUCGGCCUGUUUUGGCCCCUGUGCCCGCUGCUCAGGACCUGAGGAGUCACAGUGUUUGCAGUGCAAGAAGGGCUGGGCCCUCCAUCACCUCAAGUGUGUGGACAUCGAUGAGUGUGGGACAGAGCGAGCCAACUGCAGAGCCAACCAGUUCUGUGUGAACAUGGAAGGCGCCUAUGAGUGCCGAGACUGCGCCAGGGCCUGUCUGGGCUGUAUGGGGGCAGGGCCAGGCCGCUGCAAGAAGUGCAGCCCUGGCUACCAGCAGGUGGGCUCCAAGUGUCUUGAUGUGGAUGAGUGUGAGACGGUGGUGUGUCCAGGAGAGAACGAGAAGUGUGAGAACACCGAGGGUGGCUACCGCUGCAUCUGCACCCAGGGCUACAAGCAGGUAGAGGGCAUCUGUGUGAAGGAGCAGAUCCCAGAGUCAGCAGGUUUCUUCUCGGAGAUGACGGAGGAUGAGCUGGUGGUACUGCAGCAGAUGUUCUUCGGUGUCAUCAUCUGUGCUUUGGCCACACUUGCUGCAAAGGGCGACCUGGUGUUCACUGCCAUCUUCAUUGGAGCGGUGGCAGCCAUGACUGGCUACUGGUUGUCAGAGCGCAGUGACCGUGUGCUAGAGGGAUUCAUCAAGGGCAAAUAAUCCCUGCUGCCAUGCGUGGGAUCUCCCACUCAGGCCACCCUGAGGUUGGUGUCUCUCCUACUGGAUGGUCAGAGCCAUUUGGUUUGCUUUUGAGAGUGGGGCAACAUGUCCUGCCCACCUUACAGAGCAGCCCAGCACCCAGGCCUGGGCGUGUGUUGCCCCUGGGGGUGAAAAAGUAUUCUCGAAGCUGGAUGCCACCAGGUCUUUGCCUGGGGCGACUGGAUGGGCCACAUGGUGUGUGAAUUUUGAGAGCAAUGUUUCUCCUUUUGGUGGCUUCGAGUGAUCCUUGGCCCCUGCCCAGGAUGAGAGGGGUCCCUGUGGGGCAGGGCUACCACAGCCCUCUCCUGCCAGCUGCAUGCUGUCACCUCCUGUUCUGUAUUCACCCCUUUCCCUCAGCCAUUCAUUUAUUUAUUCAUCUCAGGAAAUAAAGACCUUGGAAAAUGGA